AGUAUGGGCGCUGAGUAGGUUUUUGUUCCGGGCCCGUCGUCCGCCAUCUUGUGUCAGUGCGGGUCGAAGGAGGAGGAGGAAUAGGAAGAGGCAGCGCGGAGCGGAGCGGUGACUCGGCAGCAGCGGCGGCCGCGGCGGGGCCUGACACAGCCUCAUUGAUGUCCAGCUCGCCGUUGUCCAAGAAGCGUCGCUUGUCUGAAUCGGAGACCAAGACGGGUUCAAACUGCUCCUCUGGAAAAUCCGUACAGACUGAUCUGCGUGAAGCGCCUGCCAACGGUAUGGCCAAGAAUGGAAGUGAAGCAGACAUUGAUGAGGGUCUGUACUCAAGGCAGCUAUAUGUGUUGGGUCAUGAGGCCAUGAAACGAAUGCAAAAUGCCAACAUUCUGGUAUCCGGCUUGCGAGGACUGGGUGUGGAGAUUGCCAAGAACAUCAUCUUGGGUGGAGUCAAGUCUGUCACAAUCCAUGAUCAAGGUGUGGCUGAGUGGUCUGACCUCUCUUCCCAGUUUUACCUACGUGAGGAAGACCUGGGAAAGAAUCGUGCUGAAGUAUCCCAGCCACGACUGGCAGAGCUCAACUCCUAUGUGCCUGUUACUGCCUACACAGGGCCUCUCAGUGAAGACUUCUUGAACAGCUUUCAGGUGGUUGUGCUCACAAAUUGUUCUUUGGAGGAACAACUGCGUAUUGGCGACUUCUGCCACAGUCAGGCCAUCAAGCUGGUAGUAGCCGAUACCAAGGGACUCUUUGGCCAGUUGUUCUGUGACUUUGGUGAUGACAUGGUGGUGACAGACAUUAAUGGGGAACAGCCACUCAGUGCGAUGGUUUCCAUGAUUACCAAGGGUUGCCCUGGGGAAGUAACCUGUCUAGAUGAGGCUCGGCAUGGCUUUGAGAGUGGGGAUUUUGUUUCCUUCACUGAAGUUGAGGGCAUGACUGAGCUCAACAGCUGUGAAGCCAUGGAAAUCAAAGUGCUUGGUCCCUACACGUUCAGCAUUGGUGAUACCUCCAACUUUUCAGACUAUGUACGUGGCGGUAUUGUCACCCAGGUCAAGAUGCCAAAGAAGAUUAGCUUUAAAUCUCUGCGCUCAUCCCUGCCUGAGCCAGAAUUCAUUAUAACUGACUUUGGCAAAUUUGACCGACCAGCCCAGGUGCACUUAGGAUUCCAGGGUUUACACGAAUUCCACAAGAAGCAUGGACGUUUUCCCAAGCCCCGCAAUCAGGCAGAUGCUAGCGAGGUGAUAGCUUUGGUCAAGGAUUUGAAUGAGCAAGCGGCGCCCCCACUCAAACAAGAACAGCUGAAUGAGGACAUAAUCAAAGAACUGGCCUUUCAAGCUACUGGUGACCUGGCACCUGUUAAUGCCUUCAUUGGAGGAUUGGCUGCCCAAGAAGUCAUGAAGGCCUGUUCCGGUAAAUUCAUGCCCAUCACUCAGUGGCUCUAUUUCGAUGCACUGGAAUGUCUGCCUGAGGAAAACAAGGAUGCUCUGACUGAAGAGAACUGCAGCCCUAAACAUUGUCGCUAUGAUGGACAAAUUGCUGUCUUUGGCAGUGACCUACAGGCCAAGUUGGGACAGCAGAAGUACUUCCUGGUUGGUGCUGGUGCCAUUGGCUGUGAGCUGCUGAAGAACUUUGCAAUGAUUGGUCUAGGGUGUGGGCAGGGUGGAGAGGUGGUUGUGACUGACAUGGACACAAUUGAGAAAUCGAACUUGAACCGGCAGUUCCUCUUUCGACCUUGGGACGUUACGAAAAUGAAAUCGGACACAGCAGCAGCAGCUGUGAAAGACAUGAACCCGAACAUCCACAUUACAAGUCACCAAGACCGUGUUGGCCCGGAUACUGAGCGUGUUUAUGAUGAUGACUUCUUUGAAAGCCUUGACGGAGUGGCAAACGCACUGGACAAUGUGGAUGCUAGGAUGUACAUGGACCGCCGCUGUGUGUAUUACCGUAAGCCCCUGCUGGAAUCAGGGACAUUGGGGACCAAAGGGAACAUCCAGGUGGUGAUCCCCUUCCUUACAGAGUCCUACAGCUCCAGCCAAGACCCACCAGAAAAAUCCAUCCCAAUCUGCACUCUCAAGAACUUUCCCAAUGCCAUUGAGCACACUCUGCAGUGGGCCCGUGAUGAAUUUGAAGGCCUUUUCAAACAACCUGCAGAGAAUGUCAACCAGUACAUCACAGACUCCAAGUUCAUGGAACGGACCCAAAAGCUGCCAGGCACUCAGCCUUUGGAAGUGUUGGAAGCUGUCUACAAGAGUUUGGUGACUGAUAGACCUAAGUCGUGGGCUGACUGUGUGGCCUGGGCCUGCAAUCACUGGCACACCCAAUACAGUAACAAUAUUCGUCAGCUGCUGCACAACUUUCCCCCAAACCAGAAAACUAAUUCAGGGACCCUCUUCUGGUCAGGUCCGAAGCGAUGCCCUCACCCACUCACCUUUGAUAUCAACAAUCCCUUGCACAUGGAUUAUGUAGUGGCAGCUGCAAACUUGUUUGCACAAACAUAUGGCAUCACAGGUACUAGAGACAGAGCAGCUAUAGGAGAGCUCCUUCGACAAGUACAGGUUCCAGAAUUCACUCCCAAGUCUGGUGUUCGUAUCCAUAUCUCUGACCAGGAGCUGCAAAAUGCCAACGCCUCAGUCGAUGACAGCCGACUGGAGGAGUUGAAAUCCUCACUUCCAAGUCCCCAGCAACUGCAAGACUUCAGGAUGUUUCCUGUUGAUUUUGAAAAGGACGAUGACACAAAUUUCCACAUGGAUUUCAUUGUGGCUGCAUCCAACUUGCGGGCAGAGAACUAUGAUAUUCCUCCUGCUGACCGGCAUAAGAGCAAGCUGAUUGCCGGGAAAAUCAUACCUGCUAUUGCCACAACGACAGCAGCUGUAGUAGGUUUGGUGUGUCUGGAGUUAUACAAAGUUAUACAGGGUCACAAACAACUGGAGUCGUACAAGAAUGGUUUCCUCAACCUGGCGUUGCCUUUCUUUGGUUUCUCUGAGCCUAUUUCUUGUCCCAAAAACAAGUAUUACAGCACUGAGUGGACUCUGUGGGACCGUUUUGAGGUGCAGGGUAUCCAACCUGAUGGGCAGGAGAUGACACUACGCGAGUUCUUAGCUUACUUCAAGAAGGAGCACAAGCUGGAGAUAACAAUGCUGUCCCAGGGUGUCUCCAUGCUUUAUUCAUUCUUUAUGCAGCCAGCCAAGCUGAAGGAGCGUCAUGACCAGGCGAUGACUGAGAUAGUCACCAGAGUUUCAAAGAAGAAGAUUGGUCGCCAUGUGAAAGCCUUGGUCUUUGAGUUGUGCUGCAAUGAUGACAGUGGGGAUGACACAGAGGUGCCCUAUGUGCGCUACACCAUCCGCUAGCCGUCUCCUUGCUAGCACCACCCACCUGCCUGCCACGGACUGUUAGUGUGGGGGGAGGGUCCGCCUCCCUGCCCCACCCAUCACCGUUAAAGUGACUCAAGACAUGAAUAACUUUUUGUACCCUUUUAGGACACCCUCCCCCCCGCUCCCUGGUUUUUGUGUUGAUCAGAGUGUGGGAAACCCUCUGCUGCUGUGACCCCUCCCUCUCUCCCUUUAGACCUUGCAGUUAUGUCAUGUUAUUGAGGCGCCUUAACCCCCCACCUCCCACCCUGCCCUUUUCAAGUUAAUGUUAGUCGUGUUGUGUUUUGGCUCCUGCACCACCACCUCCCUCUUCCUCCGUCAUUCACUGGUGCUGGGAGGAGGCUCUACCCUUUCUUGUCCUGUCCUGAGGAGGGGGAUAGUAGCAGGGAAUACUCCUUUAUCAUCUUCUGAGUACCUGGAGGCCUUGCCCUGGUUGGCUUGUGGGGAGGGGGAUGUGAGUGGGUGGAGAGCGUAGGUCAGAACUGGUAAGAGAAGUAAUUGAGUCAAUAAACAUUUGCAAAAGGCCGUGGUCCUUUAUUGUUUAACCGAGGAACAAGGGAAGGGUGGAGUGCUGUGUCCACGAUCUGAAACCUGGACAAAUGUAGAAAGGCCUGGAGGCCUUUGGCUGCUGCUAAGGAGAAAGAACUGAGUACUCUCCAGACUUCUUUACUCAACUCUCUGUUUGUCUUUAAACCAACACAAAACAGCCCUUGUUAAAGUCUCCCUCUAAGACAUAGGGGGAGACUGAAACAAGUGCUUUUCUGUGUUGGUGCAUGCAUGUAGUCCAGAUAACUGCUUGCCUCCUUUAUGUCCAUGCACUGUCCUAGACAGGACAUUUGGCCAAUCGUUAUUCAUUAUUGCUCGUUCUUUGACUUCACAACUGUCCAGUAACAUUAAAAAAGAACUUUUCACUAUA
Molecule: messenger RNA, 4275 nt
Organism: Sceloporus undulatus (fence lizard)
Lineage: Eukaryota; Metazoa; Chordata; Lepidosauria; Squamata; Phrynosomatidae
Gene: UBA1
Product: ubiquitin like modifier activating enzyme 1
Exons: 26
Coding region: 159-3338 (1059 amino acids)
Biological process (GO): DNA damage response; ubiquitin-dependent protein catabolic process; protein ubiquitination
Cellular component (GO): cytoplasm; nucleus
Molecular function (GO): ubiquitin activating enzyme activity
Source: RefSeq, a predicted model, not a curated record